Molecule: messenger RNA, 515 nt
Organism: Didymella exigua CBS 183.55
Lineage: Eukaryota; Fungi; Ascomycota; Dothideomycetes; Pleosporales; Didymellaceae
Exons: 3
Coding region: 1-324 (107 amino acids)
Source: RefSeq, a predicted model, not a curated record
AUGAUUUCCGUCGGCAUCCUCGAUGGCGCCGGGCCAAUCCAGGCUAGGAGACAUAGUCCUCAAUACUGUCUCUUGACUCUCAUUGUGGCUAUCUGCCUUGCGGUGUUCACUGGCUCCUACCUCUCCCACAGUUCGCACGAUCAACCGCCAUCUGACGUGCAGAAACGAAGCGUCUUAGAAAAUCCCCUUGGGUUCAACGACUCGCUCGUUUCGCUGACACAGGAACUUGUCUUGCCUGAACUUGUCUCUCGUGCAGCCAACCAAAAGCUAUGGGACAAGAAGGUUGGAAGUGGCCGAUGCAUCAAUGUACUCUCUGGUGCAUGAUGAACUCUAAUACCGUGGUGGAGGGGACCGUGACGUUGGAAAUACUCACAGCGACUGGGUGGGAAGAAUAUGAUGAUCAAGCAGCAGUAAAUGAUUGGCGCGAUGGAUUAGGAACAGCCGAUGGUUUGAUGAGAAUAAAUAAUUAAUUUGCUCAAACCUAGUGGCAUGAAAAUGAUUAGGACGACAAUGAA